Didymodactylos carnosus is the source of this 228-nucleotide messenger RNA. NCBI's taxonomy places the organism in Eukaryota, Metazoa, Rotifera, Eurotatoria, Philodinida, Philodinidae. The record is from the annotation of a GenBank genome assembly.
AUGCAAAUGUCAGUUAUCUCAACAAACGAAGUGGUAAUUAUUGAUAAAGUUGAACACAAUCCUUUAACUUAUGCUGGAUAUCCAGCAUGGGCUUCGCUCUACAAUAUCAACGAUCAUUCGGUAAUUCCACUUGGAAUGAAAUCUAAUGCAUUUUGUGCUGGUGGUUCAUGGUUGAGUAAUGGUACUUUGAUUAAUGUUGGAGGAGAUGAAGCUACGGUGAGUUUCUAA